AUGAAGUUCGGUGAACAACUCAACAGGUCUCUCAUUAGAGAGUACAGCUACUACUAUCUGAGCUACGAUGACUUGAAGACCGAUUUGGAAGAAAAUUUGGAGUCAAACGGAGGUACAUGGAGCGAAACAUUGGAAACGCAGUUUCUGGAAUCGCUAGAACUGGAGCUGGACAAAGUCUACACCUUCUGCAAAGUCAAACACAACGAGGUCUUCAGACGUGUCAAAGAGGCACAGGAACAGGUACACUCUACGGUGCGAGCUCUAGACUCCAACGUUCCACCAUCGGAGCUGGACUUCGAGAUUCUGGAGGAAGAGCUCUCCGAUAUCAUUGCAGAUGUCCACGAUCUUGCCAAGUUUUCCAGACUGAACUACACAGGGUUCCAGAAAAUCAUCAAAAAGCACGACAAGAAAACCAAGUUCAUCUUGAGACCCGUGUUCCAGGUGCGUUUGGACUCCAAACCCUUUUUCAAAGAUAACUACGACGACCUCGUAGUCAAAAUUUCGCAGCUUUACGACUUGGUGAGAACCCGUGGUAAUCCCAUCAAGGGCGACUCUUCGUCCGGGGGCAAGCAGCAGAAUUUCGUGAGACAAACUACCAAAUACUGGGUUCAUCCCGACAAUAUUACCGAGCUCAAGCUUAUCAUCUUGAAGCAUUUGCCCGUCCUGGUGUUCAACAGCAACAAGGAAUUCGAAAAAGAAGACUCCGCCAUCACCUCCAUCUAUUACGAUAACGAAAACCUCGAUCUAUACUACGGUCGUCUCAGAAAGGAUGAAGGAGCCGAAGCCCACCGUUUGAGAUGGUACGGAGGCAUGAGUUCCGACACGAUUUUCGUCGAGCGGAAGACUCACAGAGAGGACUGGACAGGUGAAAAGUCGGUCAAAGCGAGAUUCGCGUUGAAAGAACGCUAUAUCAACGAAUUUUUGCGUGGUAAAUACACCGUGGAACAAGCGUUUUCCAAAAUGCGCAAAGAUGGUAAGAAAAGCUUGACGGAAAUCGAAAACCUGGAAGCGCUGGCCACAGAGGUGCAAUACACCAUGUUGAAGAAAAAAUUGAGACCCGUGGUGCGUUCGUUCUAUAACAGAACUGCAUUCCAGCUGCCGGGUGACGCCCGUGUCCGUAUUUCGUUGGACACGGAACUGACCAUGGUAAGGGAGGACAAUUUCGACGGUCGCGACAGAACCAACAACAACUGGAGACGGAUGGAUAUCGGUGUCGACUGGCCCUUCUCGCAAUUGCCCGAAAACGACGUUUGUAGGUUUCCUUACGCGGUCUUGGAGGUCAAACUACAAACGCAACUUGGCCAGGAACCACCGGCUUGGGUCCGGGAACUUGUAGGCUCCCAUUUGGUGGAGCCUGUCCCUAAGUUCUCUAAGUUCAUCCACGGUGUUGCCUCACUUUUGGGUGACAAGACCGAGUCGAUUCCCUUCUGGUUACCGCAAAUGGAUGUGGACAUCAGAAAGCCUGCUAUCCCUACUCAAAUCAACAUCAGCAGACCGGGCCGAGACGAGAACGACAGCGACGACGACAUAUACACAAACCAAUCGCAUCCGAACGGAAACUUGCUGGACGUGGAGGAGAGUGUGGGCUAUGGUGCCAUCGAGGCCAGCGGCGAUUCUGGUCCCGACGCGGCCAGAACUGCCGGCCUAGCUCGCCGCCGCACUGGUAGAGUUUCCUCAAAUCCAAUCAUCAAGCUAUAUCAACAAGCUCUCGCCGCUGUAGACCACUACCUACACGGUGACCAGAUCACCAAGGUCCCCGAGGGCACCGUUUUCGACACCCAGGUGCGUGCGCCUCCGGGCAAAACGAUCUGUGUGCCGGUCCGGGUGGAACCGAAGGUAUAUUUCGCCACUGAAAGAACCUUUUUGUCGUGGUUAUCGAUCGGGCUGACUUUGAACGCCGUGGCUAUCUCUAUGCUCAACUAUGGCACUGACGCCACGAUGGUCGCCUCUGUUGGGUUUUUCUGCACGGCUCUGGUCACUAUUUUUUACAAUGCCUACGUGUAUUGCAACAGGGUGGUCAAUAUCCGCAUGAAGCAUGCAGUCGACUACCAGGACAAGAUCGGUCCGCCAUUGGUGUGUGGUUUCCUAAUUCUUUCGACACUUUUCAGUUUUUACUGUAAAUGGGCCUACUGA
Lachancea meyersii CBS 8951 is the source of this 2133-nucleotide messenger RNA. Lineage: Eukaryota; Fungi; Ascomycota; Saccharomycetes; Saccharomycetales; Saccharomycetaceae. The record is from the annotation of a GenBank genome assembly.